This is a messenger RNA of Parasteatoda tepidariorum (common house spider), 3295 nucleotides long. Its product is annotated as mitogen-activated protein kinase kinase kinase kinase 5. Gene Ontology annotation, biological process: intracellular signal transduction; protein phosphorylation. Gene Ontology annotation, cellular component: cytoplasm. Lineage: Eukaryota; Metazoa; Arthropoda; Arachnida; Araneae; Theridiidae. Gene Ontology annotation, molecular function: ATP binding; MAP kinase kinase kinase kinase activity. The record is from RefSeq and is a predicted model, not a curated record.
CUGAUAUUACAAAGCGUUUUCAUUUCAUUAUGUAUGUUUUAUAUGUUUAUUUCGGUUUCAUGUCUGUUUCGGCUACAAAUGUCUAAAAACGUCACAGGCUUUGCUUUUCCAUUUAAAAAAUGUUGGACAUCGCAUUGGCUAUCGAAAACAUCUGGAGCAUGCUAAAAUAUCAACCAUGCGUAACGAAUGAUUGUUUUGUAAAAUGAUAGAAAUAUUAUGACAUCGGCAGCUGUUUCUUAAUAAUCGUGACCGUUAGUUUUAUAUCUUAUUUUUAUGUGCGUCUGCAAUCUGCCCCAAAAUAUAAAUUUUUUUUUGUUUGUGUUUUGCAUUGAAAGACAGUGUUGUUUUAUAUUAUGAGAGAUUCAAGAAAUCGCGUGCUCAUUACAUAACUUUUGAAUAAAGCAAAAAUCAGAAGUUAUGGUAAAUUUAAAUUAUGGCUGUUGCUCCAAAUUCAAAUAUUUCAAGACGGAAUCCUCAAGAUGAUUACGAACUUGUGCAGCGAGUUGGAAGUGGAACUUACGGAGAUGUUUAUAAAGCCAGACGUGUUAAAGAUGGACUUUUUUCUGCUGUUAAGAUUAUUAAACUGGAACAAGGAGAUGAUUUUUCUAUUAUCCAGCAAGAAAUUUUGAUGAUGAAAUCAUGUAGACACCCUAAUAUUGUUGCAUACUUUGGUAGUUAUUUGAGGAGAGAUAAAUUAUGGAUUUGUAUGGAGUAUUGUGGUGGUGGUUCCUUGCAAGAUAUAUAUCAAAUUACUGGCCCUUUGACUGAGCUUCAAAUUGCAUAUGCAUGCAGAGAAACUCUAAAGGGUCUUGAGUAUCUUCAUUCCCUUGGUAUGAUGCACAGAGAUAUCAAAGGUGCUAAUAUACUUCUAUCUGAUGAAGGAGAUAUAAAGCUAGCUGAUUUUGGGGUUUCUGCACACAUAACAGCCACAUUAAGCAAAAGAAAAUCACUUAUUGGCACACCAUAUUGGAUGGCUCCUGAAGUUGCAGCAGUUGAAAGAAAGGGAGGGUAUAACCAGCAAUGUGAUAUAUGGGCAGUAGGAAUUACGUCAAUUGAGUUAGCAGAACUGCAACCACCUAUGUUUGAUCUUCAUCCCAUGAGAGCUUUGUUUUUGAUGUCUAAAUCUGGAUUCAAGCCACCUACGCUUUCAGAUAAAGUCAAGUGGUCUCCAGUUUUUCAUCACUUUGUUAAAGUUGCUUUAACGAAAAAUCCAAAGAAAAGACCCACAGCUGAAAGACUUCUUCAGCAUCCUUUCUUACAAGGAGAUUUAUCCAAACAACUAGCUAAAGAAUUGUUAAAUCGGGUUAAUAAUCCUCAUCUGACUGCUUACCCAGAGGAUUUUGAUGAUGAUGGGAUUUUGCCUGAUGUACCUCAACGUAUUGCUUCCAAACGUCCUGCUCGAGAUAAACAAAGAACACGAUCUGAGCUGCAUAUGGAGAGUGUUAACUUUGAGCCACCACUGAUGACGCCUCUUUCAACUUCAGCCCAUGAGAAUACUGAAGAAUCACCAGUUUCUCAUUCCUGGGGAAUUACUGAGGAAACUUCACAAAAUGAUGUUUAUGACUUACCAACUGCUUGGAUGGAACAAGAUAAUGAUGAAGUUAUUCACAAGAGUAAUUUAUUGUCUGUUGAAGAUAGAAAAAAUAUUCAACUCUCUCAACAGGCAACAUUACCUUUAAGCUCUAGGGGUGAUUAUGAAAGUGUAGAGGAAGCAUCUCUAGGGUGUAAUGUUUCUGGAGGACAUAACAGCAUUCCUCGAGAGGAAAGAAUGGACACGUUAUCAAAUCAUGGAACCAGUCCACUCAAUGAUACAGAUUCUUAUCAAAGUACAAUAGACGCUAUUACUGGUACUACUACUACCGAUAAUAAUGAAAAUUCUACAAGUGCCACAAGUUCGGAAACUGAAAAUUCGCCUCCUAAAGUACCACCUCGUCCUAAGGAUAAAAAGAAGACUACACCUCCAAAACCUGUAUCCAAUGGACUUCCUCCCACUCCAAAAGUUCAUAUGGGUGCUUGUUUUUCUAAAGUUUUCAAUGGUUGCCCAUUACAAAUACAUUGUACCGUCAGUUGGAUUCACCCAGAAACAAGAGAUCAGCAUAUCCUUUUUGGCUGUGAGGAAGGGAUUUACACUUUAAAUCUGAAUGAACUACAUGAUGCUACUGUUGAUCAACUAUAUCCAAGAAGAACAGUCUGGAUGUUUGUGAUACAGAAUGUGUUAAUGACCCUUUCAGGAAAAUCACCUCAGCUAUACCAACAUGAUCUCCUACAAAUUUAUGCAAAGCAGUCAAACAAGUUUUCUCUGCCUAUGAACCGAAUUCCUGAAAAGUUUGUUCCAAGGAAAUUUUCUGCUACUUCUAAAGUGCCUGAUACAAAAGGAUGUAAGCGUUGUUCUGUGGGAAGGAAUCCAUAUAAUGGCUACAAAUAUUUGUGUGGGGCCCUGCGAAAUGGCCUUUUUCUUAUGCAGUGGUAUAAUCCUCUGAAAAAAUUUAUGCUUUUAAAGCAAGUGGAAUGCUAUAUUCCUGCCAAUUUAGAAGUAUUUGAAAUGAUCAUCACUCCUGAUUUAGAGUAUCCAAUGAUAUGUACCGGUGUUAAAAAAGGAUAUGACAGGAAUCAUUUGGAACUUGAAAUGAUCAACUUGAAUUCAUCUGAAAAUUGGUUAAAUGAUGACUGGGAAGGUACAGAUACUAUUGUGCCACGACAUGAAACAAUGAAGAUAAUAAAUGUUACGCAAUUAGAAAAAGAUGCCAUUUUAGUCUGUUAUGAUAAUCUAGUCAGAGUCGUAAAUCUGCAAGGAAAGCUAAAAUCAAGCCGUCGGCAGCCUGCAGAACUUGUGUUUGAUUAUAAGAUUGAAUCAAUUGUUUGUUUGACCGACAGUGUUUUAGCAUUUCAUAAGCAUGGUAUGCAGGGAAGGAACUUUAAAAAUAAUGAAAUAGUUCAAGAAAUUACUGAUCACUCAAGAAUUUUUAAGAUGCUUGGAUCAGAUGGAAUUGUUGUUCUUGAAAGCAGACCUACAAAUGAACCAAAAAGUCCAUCAAAUCUAUAUAUUUUAGCUGGUCAUGAAAAUAGUUAUUGAAAGCAUGUGGCAAUCAUCCUAUUCACCAUUUUGUUUUGUGUGUCAAAUUGCAAUAUCUGUUGAUCGUUGAUGCUGUUUUAAGCAUUUAAAACUGGUUAUGUAAUUAAAUAUCACUUUGUUGCCAAUCAUCUCUUAAAGUCAUGUACACAGUGUAGAAACUUUGUAGAAAUGUACAGUAUUUUAUAUUGAUUCGUAGAAAGUAAAAUUGUAUUAUAAUGUGAA